GAUUUGCCGUGAUGUUUACGUUUGCCUUCCUGGAGGGCACGAAGCAGCGCACCUGGGAGUUUGCUGGGCAUGAGGUGAACUACCUGUCCAUUCAAGUCAUGGCAUCGGUGGUAUCGCUGAUCAUCGCGCUGUGCAUAUCUGUCUUCAUGGAGGGAAAGUGGGGACUUGUGCGGAUAUUUUCACUUCGCGCACUCUGUCGCUGGAGCUUUGUUGGCCUUCUCUAUUCAUUGAAGACCGUUCUUCUGACAGUCACGGUGGAGUCAGGCUUGCAUAACGUGAUUUACAUGAUGAUGGACAACCUGUACGUCAUUGUCGCUGCUGUUGUGAGCUUCUUUGUUUUCAACAGGCUCUACGGAAAGCUGGAGUGGCUGUCGCUGUCCAUGUUGAUUUUCUCCGCCCCGGCUUUCUUUAUCAUGCGCGAGAGGUGCAACCUGAACUUUUGUAACAUCUUCACCUUUCAACAUCGGGAGGAAAGUUUUGCUGGGAUGUUAGCUGCCAUUUCUGCCAUCUCGCUGGCUGCCGUGGCGUCGGUUCUAGCCGAGCGGAUUUUCAAAAACAGAUACAGAGGGCGCCUGGCAGGCCGCGACGAUGGCACCAUGCAUGGCAGGUAUUACAUCCAUAGGGUGCACCUGGACUUGGUGUGCUCCGUGCUGGGGGUGGCCGUCUGGAUUGCGCAGUACUUCCUCAAUGAUGGCCUGUGGGGCUCUAGGACGGAUGUAAUGUUCGGGAAAUGGAGCCGUAUUCACGUCGCGCUGCUCUCCCUGACAGUCGGACAGAUGUGGUGGGCGGGGCUUGUCGUGAAGAAUUUCUCGACGGUCACCAAGUCACUCAUCCAGACAGUCGUUGGCGUUCUAAGUGUGUGCAUCGUCGACCCGAUCGUGGGGAUGAAUAUGGGGCACAACUGGAGCGUUCGAUCCAUUCCAUCAGUCUUGAUUGCCAUCUUCGUCGUCAUCUGUGCCGUCCUAUUCCAGACGGGGAGGUUGAAUGUGAAGUUCCUCUGGAAGAGCGCUGGGCUGACUCCGAAGCGAGAGUACGGUGGCCUGGAAGCCUGCAAGCAGAUGUUCUGCAAGCGUGCCGCGGAGGACACCGCGGACACUCGCCGAGACGUCUGUGCUUUCCUGAAGUAUUCUCUACCGUUCUUUUACGUCAUCGCCAGUGCUUUGCAGACGGAGUUUCAGAACGAUGUGUCGGCUAACCGCUUCUUCGUGCCACAAUCGCUGCAAGUGGGCAUUCCUUUCUGCGGCAUGUGCUUGGCCUGCGUGCUCACGGUCAACACCUACGGCUUCGCCGGGCUACGGGAGGCCUUGAACCCCUGCAGCUUGCCGAAAUUCUUCGCCCUGGGCUUCCUGCAGUCGAUGUCAGGGGCGUUGUUGGGGUUGGCCAUGGCCAUUGGCAUCAACGCGUCGCUGAAGGAGGCCAUGGGAAAGAUCUACACUCCCUUGGCCAUGGUUUUGGGACGUUUGAUCUUGAAGCACAGCUACGCUUGGAUUGAGUGGCUAUCGCACACGGCCUCCUUCGAUGCUGCUGUCAUCCUAGCCUUCAUGGAUGCCACCGUUGCAAACCACCGCCCUGGAGGAAGCUCACAUGUGAGUGCUAUCCUCUGCGUGGCCGCAUCGGCGUCGGUGUCCUGUAUCAACUCCGUGAUCAUGGAGCUGGCACUUCAGAAUACUACGACGCCUUUCAUCAUGAACAAGGCUGGGCUCUG
Molecule: messenger RNA, 1705 nt
Organism: Symbiodinium necroappetens
Lineage: Eukaryota; Dinophyceae; Suessiales; Symbiodiniaceae
Source: the annotation of a GenBank genome assembly